Eriocheir sinensis (Chinese mitten crab) is the source of this 3896-nucleotide messenger RNA. RefSeq lists its product as uncharacterized. NCBI's taxonomy places the organism in Eukaryota, Metazoa, Arthropoda, Malacostraca, Decapoda, Varunidae. The transcript is spliced from 3 exons. The record is from RefSeq and is a predicted model, not a curated record. Bases 69 to 1376 code for a protein of 435 amino acids.
CCAGUCUCCCUCAGACCCUCCGGCAAGCAGCACCGUCACCAGCACGGUCAGUGUGGCUCUCCCUCACCAUGCCGAAAGAUGCAGUGACAAAACAGGAGGAUGACGUCAACUCACCCACAGAGGAAGAGGAGGCGAUGGCAUCCAGUCUCUUGAAGGAGGCCCAUGUGCGGGCGGCCCUCGCUGCCGACAAAGGGGUCGCCGUGCGCCUCACAGCCUGGAAGGUCGUGGACUUCAGCAAGAAGGGGGACAACUACGUUUCUGCUGUGAGCAGCGUCGAGGUCACGUACGAGUUGGACGGUCAGAGCCAGGAGGUGAGCUACAUAGUGAAGCUCAACCCAUGCAGGAACUCUGAGUCCUCGAAAGAAUAUGACACAAUAUUCUUUCACAAUGAAUCAAGCUUUUACCUCGAUAUCGUCACUGACAUGAACUCCAUCUUGAGUGACAUUGGAUUUAACGAACUCAAAGUCCCAAAAUGUUUUCACGUAGAUUUGGAAAAAUAUAAAGAGAUCAUAUUUCUGGAAGAUCUUCGAGUACAGGGAUUCAAGAUGGCUGACAGAAGACAGGGCCUGGACGAGGCCCACGUCCGGCUUGUCCUGGAGGAGUUAGCCAAGUUCCACUCCGCCUCUUUCCUCAUGCAGGCCAAGGCCCCCGGAGAGGACCUUGCCUUUAGGUACCCAUUCCUGCAGAGGUGCUGGCCAUACAUAUUAAAGAACAAUUCCCUAGCCCUGACAUUGUUCAAGGGUAACCUGAAGUACUGCAGAGAGUUACUCCUCAAAGUUGGGGGCUACGAAAGAGCAAUAAAAUGGAUUGAUAGCGUCAUUCCUUCCUUGAUAGAUGUCAUUGAUGAGCAGACGAAGAGGGGCAGGUUCAAGGUGGUGUGUCACGGAGACGUCUGGAGCAACAACACGUUGUUCAGGUACGAUGAGGGCGGCCGCCCCGUGGAGGUCAUGCUGCUCGACCAUCAACUCAGCAACCACUCCUCCCCGGCUUUCGACCUCAACUUCCUCUUGUACACCAGCACCACAGGGGAGGUCAGGCAGCCCAACCUGGACGCCUUCCUAUCCACCUACUACGACACUCUUGUCAAGGUCCUGAAGCAGGGUGAUCUUGAGCCUCCCUUCACGCAGGCGCAGCUUCUUCAAGAGUUUAGAGACAUGAGCGGGGCUGGGGCGAUCUUCGCCAUGGUUUUUAUACCCUUGGUGAUCGUGGAACCCGAGAAUGCGCUGGACAUUAAUGCAUGUACUGACGACGGCGUCGAUGAAAUGUUGCAGGACUCACAGACCAAGUCGCUGGAGGCACAGGUAAAAGACCCAUUGAUUCGCCAGAGAUUUUUAUCAAUGUUCGAUGACAUGAUGGAGGCUGGACUGUUCCCCUGAGCGGUGCACGGCGCCUCGUGGACGCUGAGUGAAGGUGACGGACAUUUUGGAAGAAAUUACUUACGUCGCUUGACAUGAAGAGACUUCCAUUCUCGCCACUUCGAAGAGGGAGAGUGGAGGGUCUGUAGUUAAUCUCAGAGCCACAGAACGGGAGAGUUUGACCAACUUGAUCACAGGCGCCAUGUUGUUACCAAAAGAUUCGCGCGCAAUUCAGAUUGAUGCUGAUUUUUUUUUUUUUUUUUUUUUUGUGUGUGUGUGUGCUGUUGGUAUCGUCAGGGUCUCCAAGAAGUACCUGAAGCACAAAAAAAAAAAAAAAUGUAUCAGCAUCAACUUGAAUUUCGCACGAAUCUUUUGGUAACAAUAUGGCGCCUGUGAUGAAGUUGGCCAACACUCCAAUUCUAUGGCUCUGGUUGCACUCUCCUUUUUUUAUAGCGAACUCGGAUAUCACAGAGGGGGUGCGCCACACUUCCUACACGUCCUACAACUACAACUUUAUCAGUUUUUAGAAUAGUGACACAUUUCGUACUGAGUUACAGCCUAUCUCGUACACACAAAAAUCUAUUCAGUCACAAUUUCUACACGGUUCCAGCCACAUUUCCUACACCAAGAAAGGUAGCGAACUCGCGUCGAGUCGUGUUUGACACGAAAGAAAGAAAGGCAAGGAAGGACUACAUUAACUUUUCCCCCAGCUACGGAGCGAUGGCGUUUUGGGACCCUUUGCUCCACUGCGGUCAUCCUGGGCAGGACAGUGGUUCUUCUGCCCUGCCGACACGCUGCCUCCUGUACAGAUUGUAUAGCUACUAUUUUGGCAGCAGCAUAUUAUUACCCUGUAAAAUCUCCCUCUUGUUGUAAUGUCAUUCAUGACAGGCUUGAGGUAUUCAUUUAAAGAGUUCCUUUGAAAUCCGUGUGCUCACGAAAUCGACUUUUGACUUGUUUUACAGUUUCAUUUCAUAAACGCAUGUUGUUAAGAGAAAAAGUCUCUCUUAAUAUUCUCCAGCGUUUGUACUCCUGCUUUUAUAAUGCAGUUGUGUUUCCUCUGCAAAAAAAUCGCAUUCGUUUGCACUUUACUUUUGUACACUCCACGUGACAGCAUAAUUUAUUAGUAGGAGUUACGCCGGAGGCCACAUUAGGAGAUAAGCUGGGUGCUUCUUGUUUGCGUAGGAAAUAUGCUGGAUACUGUGUGUUGGGUAGGAAAUUUGAUAGAUUGUGAUUAAGUAACGUGGGAAUACUCCAGCUUUUUGUAGUUUUGUAAGAGAUAUGACUACGCCCCAUCACAAAUAUUUCCCAAGAGCAAAAUGUUCUGAUAUAUUUUGUCCCCUAAAAUAUAUAAAAAAUAUAUCCGCCUUACCCUAAUCAGUGUGUCAUUUGCUGUUCAUAAUUCAUAAAAAUACUGAAAAUAUCAGAAAACCCUUUUAGCAUGUUUCUUAAACAUUUUUUAAAUGUUUCUUAAACAUUAUUAAAAUGUUUCUUAAACAUUUUUACUCGUGAACAUUUUUCGGUUUAAUGCCCCCAUCCAUUGCAAAGCUGCAACAAUGAAGUAGACCGCACGGGCUAUAGUGGCCCGAUUUGCGGGUAAUCGUCAACAACCCUAGACAUCCCGUCUGGGCUAUUUUGCCCGUUUUGGUAAAAUAUUUUUCUUCAAUAAUUUUCAUUACUAUAAAAUUUUCGCUGAUUGUAAAUACUUUUCUAUAACAUUUAUAGGAAUUGUUUGUCAGAGAAGUAAAUUUUCCUCAUAAACUAUACUAAAUGCAUAGUGAACUACUAUAAUUAUAUAGGCUGUUGUGCAGGCACAUGAUAAAAGUCCUUGUUUUUUUAUCAUUUAUUAUAACAUGUAUAGAAAAAAAUUAGCAAUAGACGUGUCAGGCGUCUCACAUCCACUUGGAAAGAUGGACAUCCAUUACUGGGCACUUGGUGGGGUCUGCUGGUGGAGUGGAGCCAUGUAGUUCCCUGUGUCUGAUAGACAAAAGCGUGACGGCAGGUAACGUAUCUACGUGAACAGGUGGAUAUCUCCCUUCUGACAUGGGGACGUAGUGGGGCAUGUGGUGGACGGUGUGUCCUGCCUCUCAGCGGAAGUUGUGAUUGAUGCCCUCUGCCCCCACUUCGGUAGGGAGAUAUGUGAAGCAAGGGAGCUCCUGGUGGGCCUGGAGACUUCUGCCUUGGUACCUUUAAUGAAAUUACUGAGCUUCUUUUAUUAAAUGCCUGAAUCCCUAUAAUUAUAUGUCAGGAGUUCCUUUAAAUGUCUGAGUUCGUCUAAAUUUACCCGUAAUUUAAUGACUGAAUCACUUUUAUUAAAUGUCUUGAGUGCCUGUAAUUAAACGUCAGAAACCACUUUAUUAGAUUUCUGAGUUCUUUUAAUUUUAUUUGGUCUUAUUUACUUAUUUGUUGUUACCCAUUUUAUUUUUUGUUUGUAUUUAUUUAUCUACUUAUAUCGUAUUAUAUUCCUGUAUAUCAAUUAUAUAUUAUUCAAUUUUAUUAAUUUUCAGACCCCCCCAAAAAACAAAACAUGGAGCAUAGGUCCCC